CCACCGUUGUAUUUCUGCGCUUUAAAAGCGCAGCUUACACGGGGGCAGCGCAUCAUUUAUCGUUUGGCAAGUGUGCUGCUCGUUUACGGCAUCAACGUGGCCCGACCCCAGCAUCUCUCCACCCCUCUGCUCCACCCCACUCUGACCAGCUCGUCUUAAUUGCACCUGUGUCGACGAUUGUUAAUUGUUGUCCAAACAAAAAAAAAAAUAAAAUCAUUGAACGUGCGUGAAUUUUCGGGCAUUUGAUAAAAUUCCAAAAGACUGUUUUACACUGUUUUACUCUGUUACUGUCUUCUGUCUUCGUAUCUGUGAGUACCGUUAUGUGCACAGUCCCUUUAUUGUAAUGGAGAACAAUAAUACGAGUGAAGUAAGAGCGGAGGAUGGCGGCGACGAUAAAGCAGCCAAGGAGCAGGCAAAAGCUCAAGCCGAGCAAAAGAAACUGGAUGAGAGUGGGGAACUCGUAGCGUAUCCCAGGUCGGUGGCCUUCAUCAUCAGCAAUGAGUUCUGCGAACGCUUCAACUACUAUGGCAUGCGCACAAUUCUGGUGCUGUACCUCACCAAUAAGCUGGGCUACAACGAGGAGACAUCGACGGUGCUCUUCCACGUCUUCACCAUGCUGGUGUACAUCUUCCCACUGAUCGGUGCUCUCAUCGCCGAUGGCUGGCUGGGCAAGUACAAGACCAUAUUGUACCUCUCGAUGGUGUACAGUCUGGGGGCCUUGAUAGUCUCCUUUGGCGCCAUUCCGCUAAGCGCCAUGCCAACCAAAGCUGUGACCAUUGUGGGCCUCACACUGAUCGCCAUGGGCACAGGCGGCAUUAAGCCGUGCGUCUCGGCAUUUGGCGGCGAUCAGUUCGUGCUGCCCCAGCAGGCCGUGCAGCUGGCCAAGUUCUUUUCGCUUUUCUACUUUGCGAUCAAUGCGGGCUCCAUGAUCUCGACGACGGUGACCCCAAUCCUGCGUGCGGAUGUCCACUGCUUUGGCGAGACCGACUGCUUCUCGCUGGCCUUUGGGGUGCCAGCCAUUCUCAUGAUCGUCUCCGUGGUUAUAUUCGUGGCUGGGAAGCGGCGCUACCAGAUUAAUGCGCCCGCGGGAAACAUGAUCUUUGGCGUCUCGCAGUGCCUAAUGGAUGCGUUCAAGGGUUGGCUCAAGCUGCGCAAGACCGCGCCGAUGCCCAGCUUCCUGGACUACGCCCGACCCACGGUUGGCGCCAAGAUGGUGCACGAAACGAAGAGCCUGGCCAGGAUCCUCAUCCUGUAUCUGCCAUUCCCCAUAUUCUGGGCCCUGUUCGACCAGCAGGGAUCGCGCUGGACCUUCCAGGCCACGCGCAUGGACGGCCAGGUGCUGGGCUACCAGAUCAAGCCCGAUCAGAUGCAGGUGGUCAAUCCCCUGCUCAUUCUGGCCUUCAUACCGCUCUUCGACUACAUAAUCUAUCCCCUGCUGGCCAAGAUCGGCCUGCGGCGGCCACUGCAGAAGCUCACUGUCGGCCUGCUGCUGGCCGCCCUCGGCUUCUUCCUCUCCGCUGGCCUCGAAAUGAAGAUGGAACAGGCCGCCAGCGGCGCCUUGCCCAACGAUCCGCACACUGCCCACUUGAGGCUGUACAAUGGAAUGCCCUGCCGCUACGAGUUCAUCAGCGAUGUGAGCCCCAGGACAUCAGCCCCAGACGCAUCCUCCCGUAGCAUCGACCCCUUGGACAUGUGGUCCGAUCUGUCGCUGGUCGUCCGGGAGCCGGCAGAUUACACCUUCACGGCCCAGGAUCCGGCGGGCAAAUGCGCCAAGAUUCAGGGCCGGCUACAUCUGCGUCCGGGCAAGGCCACCAGCUACUUCCUGGCCGACAAUGGGCUACACGAGUUCCAGGACGGUCUGGACAGUGUCCCCAACAUCAACAGUCCCCCCCAGCUGCGGGCGCUGAUUAACACACCAACGGACGAGGGCCCCAUCAUGCUCAAAGGUCCGGGCGACUGGCUCCAUCCGCUCUCUCUGGACAGUCGUAAUCUCUCGCAGCUGCAUAGAGUCGUCGUUGGCUAUGGCGAGGUGGCUAUCAAUGGGAAGCGGGCCGCCAGCUUUCAGCCCCAGAACGGAGGACUCUACAGCCUGUUGGUGAACGGCGAUGCAGCGCUUGGCUAUGAUUACAAAUUGCUGGAGGUGGUGGCGCCGAAUGCGGUGUCCAUGCUGUGGCAGCUGCCGCAGAUUGUGGCCAUGACGGCGGCGGAGAUCAUGUUCUCGGUGACGGGGCUGGAGUUCUCAUUCACCCAAGCGCCGAAGAGCAUGAAGAGCGUGUUGCAGGCCUGCUGGCUGCUGUCGGUGGCCAUCGGCAAUAUGAUCGUGGUGGUUAUUGCCGAGUUCAAGCUGGCCAGCUCGCAGUCGGGCGAAUUUGCCCUCUUCGCCUGCCUCAUGCUGGUGGACAUGGUGCUGUUCCUUUGGCUGGCCCGCAACUAUCAGUACAAGGACCAAUCACAGGAAGCCGAGAUCGACGACGAUCUCGACAAGUCUGUGGGCGUGGGCGUGGGCAAGCCCCAAGCGUCCGAUAUCACGUCGAAUCACAAGGCAGGCAGUCCGCGCCUUGCGGGUGGGAUGUACUAUGAGCCGGGCUAUGGGUCCUAUCGCAACAAUGCCUACGAUAAUGAUUUCUCGGAGGCCUGAACCCGCCGCCAUCGGGCCGAUACUUAAUCCACAUUAUCCUCAGCGAAUCCUCAAUCGAAUUUAGUCUUAGUCGUCGCUCUUGUAUUUAUUUUACUUUUUGUAUUUUAUUUAUAGUUUACUGUAGUUACGUACGCUUUUAUUCUGUACUUUUCUUUAUUUGUGCCCAUUUUUUUGUUGUACAUAAAUAUUUACGAUUCGA
This is a messenger RNA of Drosophila obscura, 2837 nucleotides long. It is a transcript of the gene yin, whose product is annotated as peptide transporter family 1. The transcript has 5 exons. Gene Ontology annotation, cellular component: membrane. Gene Ontology annotation, biological process: oligopeptide transport; transmembrane transport. NCBI's taxonomy places the organism in Eukaryota, Metazoa, Arthropoda, Insecta, Diptera, Drosophilidae. The record is from RefSeq and is a predicted model, not a curated record. The coding region runs from base 344 to 2638 and encodes 764 amino acids. Gene Ontology annotation, molecular function: dipeptide transmembrane transporter activity.